GCACGUGACAACAGCGCUGCUGAGAGGGAGACGAGAGACCGGGCGACCUGACCAUCUCCAUCACCGCACAGCAGCGCGGAUGAAACACCGGUCACCUUCAGAGCAGCAUCACGGGAAAAGGCCCCGUGUCCCCGCCGCGGCUGCCUCCACGUCACAGCCAGGCGGAAUGGAGGACAAAACACCGCCAAAUCCGCGGGAACUCACCCAAAACCCCCUGAAGAAGAUCUGGAUGCCGUAUAAAAAUGGCCUUCCUGAAAAACACAUUUCUCAGAGAAAGGUAUGUAUGACCAACUGUCCCACCCUGAUCGUGACAGUUGGCCUUCCUGCCAGGGGGAAGACCUAUAUCUCCAAGAAGCUGACCCGCUAUCUCAACUGGAUCGGCGUGCCUACCAGGGAGUUCAAUGUUGGUCAGUACAGGAGAGACUUUGUGAAGAUCUACAAGUCCUUUGAGUUCUUCCGUCCAGACAAUGAGGAGGGGUUGAGGAUCAGACGACAAUGUGCCUCAGCAGCGUUGAACGAUGUGAGACAGUAUCUCACAGAAGAAGGAGGCCAAGUGGCGGUUUUUGAUGCAACAAACACGACCAGAGAAAGGAGGGAAACCAUCAUCCAGUUUGCAGAGCAGAAUGGCUUUAAGGUGUUCUUCGUUGAGUCUGUGUGUGAAGACCCAGAUGUCAUACAGGAGAACAUAGUGCAAGUGAAGCUGGGCAGCCCCGACUACACCAACUGUAACACAGAAGAGGCUGUGGAAGAUUUCAUGAAGAGGAUCAAGUGUUAUGAAAACUCCUACGAGACGCUGGAUGAAAUCUUGGACAGGGAUCUCUCCUUCAUUAAAAUCAUGGACGUGGGUCAGCGGUACUUGGUCAACAGGGUGCUGGACCACAUCCAGAGCCGGAUUGUCUACUACCUCAUGAACAUUCACAUCACGCCGCGCUCCAUCUACCUGUGCCGCCAUGGCGAGAGCGAGCUCAAUGUCAAUGGUCGGAUUGGAGGAGACUCGGGCCUCACGCAUAGAGGCAAAGAGUUUGCAAAGAAGCUGAGCCAGUUCAUCCAGGCGCAGGGCAUCAGAGACCUGAAGGUGUGGACCAGUCAGAUGAAGAGAACCAUCCAGACAGCUGAAGCUCUCUGUGUGCCCUACGAACAGUGGAAGGUCCUGAACGAGAUUGAUGCAGGUGUGUGUGAGGAGAUGAUGUAUGAGGAGAUCCAGGAGCACUAUCCUCUGGAGUUUGCUCUGAGGGACCAGGACAAAUACCGCUAUCGCUACCCGAAAGGAGAGUCCUAUGAGGACCUGGUGCAGCGGUUAGAGCCGGUCAUCAUGGAGCUGGAACGGCAAGAGAACGUGCUGGUCGUCUGUCACCAGGCCGUCAUGCGCUGCCUGUUGGCCUAUUUCCUGGACAAGACAGCAGAGGAGCUGCCGUACCUGAAGUGCCCACUGCACACUGUGCUGAAGCUAACGCCGGUGGCCUACGGGUGUAAGGUGGAGUCCAUCUGCUUAAAUGUGGAAGCAGUCAACACACACCGGGAAAAACCAGAGAAUGUGAACAUCCACCGUACGACCCAAGACGCCCUGCAGACCGUCCCUCCUCACCUCUGACUGCAGCUGGACCUCUAGUCCUCUCGCUCCCUUUUGACGGACUCUCGUGGUCAAUUCACUUUUCCAAUCUGCACUACCUGCUCACCGUGGUGACCGUCUGGGUGACGUGCCUCCUCUUACUCCUUGACCACCUCUGCCACAUGCACACACACCUUUCUGUAACUCUUAUGUCCGUCUCUUUGGAUUUGAAGGACCUCAUCAGGUUGUGUGUCUGGGCCUCAGUGUCGGUAUUUUAAAGGUGUGACACUCAGAUUAUUUAUGAAUGAAACACUUGGCUCGCAGCAGGUUCCUGUCUAUGUGUUGCUAUAUUCAGUUUGGUUACUGUAUGUUGAUAUUGUGCAGCAGUAGAAUUAACCCUGAGGGUUAAAGUAUUACCCUCGUGGCUUCAUCGAAUGAUCCGCCUGCUACAUGUCUGAUAUGGUACUGUAUCGUGAAAUCAUUGUUUUAUGUGACGUGUCUUCAGUGAUGAUGUGCAAUGUGAAGGUUACAAACCUACCUGGAAACAUAUAUUAUGAAGCAAAGUAUUUUAUUAUGUGAUGAUUCAGUGAGUGAGUGAAUGGACUGGGUCAUUAUUAGAGUUUCUAUGGUGGAAACAAAUUUUAUACACAUGGGUUAAAUCAAAUCACAGCUUUCCUCUGAUGAUUCAGACUUUUAAUGAGAACACCUUUUUUGUGAAGAUUAUAAACAGUAUGGGAAACUCAAAAAUGCAUAAAAGCUGUCGGUGUCGACACGGUCGUGACUUCUAAAUGUGCGUCCCAGCUCCACUAUAAUAAAGAUGUGAUAUUUUUAUAAACAAA
Messenger RNA from Epinephelus fuscoguttatus (brown-marbled grouper), 2388 nucleotides. RefSeq names its product 6-phosphofructo-2-kinase/fructose-2,6-biphosphatase 4a (gene pfkfb4a). The record is from RefSeq and is a predicted model, not a curated record. Gene Ontology annotation, cellular component: cytosol. Gene Ontology annotation, molecular function: 6-phosphofructo-2-kinase activity; fructose-2,6-bisphosphate 2-phosphatase activity; ATP binding. The coding region runs from base 80 to 1591 and encodes 503 amino acids. Gene Ontology annotation, biological process: fructose 2,6-bisphosphate metabolic process; fructose metabolic process. NCBI's taxonomy places the organism in Eukaryota, Metazoa, Chordata, Actinopteri, Perciformes, Serranidae. The transcript has 14 exons.